Penicillium daleae is the source of this 1035-nucleotide messenger RNA. RefSeq lists its product as uncharacterized. The record is from RefSeq and is a predicted model, not a curated record. The transcript has a single exon. Bases 1 to 1035 code for a protein of 344 amino acids. Lineage: Eukaryota; Fungi; Ascomycota; Eurotiomycetes; Eurotiales; Aspergillaceae.
AUGUAUAUCAAUGCGGAUGUGUGUAACGACACAAUACUUAUCACAUCAUCCCGGCUAACUUUCUCCAAGAAGGGCUUGGAGCUUCCCAUACUACCCGCGACACCAAAAAUCUCCUUGGACACCGCUGGCAUUGUUGCAAUAGCAGAUCUUGAAACUAUACAGCAGCGCACUGCUCUCACAGGAACAUCAGUCCUCCUCGAUACCCUUGUCAUCUGCCCUGGAAUCCACACGCAGCAGAAAGCCGUGGGACUGAAUCAUGGUGAAUACCCAUCCACUGCUGCUCUAACCAGUGGCUACAUCUUUCGUAUUGAGAAUCCUGCUAUGGUUUACUACUUGCAACGAAUUGGCCGUACAGGCCAGUUAACACCUGUGUCUGUUACUAGGCUUCAUGCGAACGCCCACUGGUACAAUAAGCUUCCAGGAACAUUCGCCUCACUUCGCACCACAUCCUUAUUAUCCAGUCUUGCUUACCUAAUGGCUGUGUCCUGGGCUAUGGUAGUCAUAAUCCUGCUAGGUCUAUCUCAUGACUGGUGGGGCUUGUCAGUUGUCUUUGUCCUCAUGUUUGCACGACUGUGCAACAUCAUCAUCAUCCGUCGCAGAGCGCAGAUCGGUUGGACUGGGGCAAAUGAACCAGGCGAGAAAGGGGAUCUACUUGUUCUGCUUAGCCAGGACAGGUGGGUUAGGAUACGAGGCACUGUUGAUGACCUGAAAGCCGUAACCUCCGGGCAAUGGCUUCGCGAUUCAACUUUCUGCGAAAGUUGUGUGACAGCUUUUGCCACACUCAUGGUGUACCUCGAUGCGGCAUUGGCAAGUAAUGCUACACAGUUUGGCAAGAUCCUGCUGUUGGCUCUUUUGAUGGGCUCGGUUGGCUUGUUAGCCAUUGCGAACAUUUAUGCAACUGAGGCUGAACUGCACGGACACAGAAUAAAAGUCCACGGCCCACGCAGGGAAUAUGCCAGACGUUUGCAUCUUGUCAACGAGUUGAUUGAGGAGACGGGCCGCGACGACUGGGCCACAAAAAUGGGUAUAAUUUGA